AUGGAACUUAAUCGAUUUAAAAGGACAUUAGAUGUCGAGGCAGUUGUAGCCUGCAUAAAUGAAACAUUAGUAGAAGAUUCACCUGAUGAUGAUGGGGUUAUAGAACUCGAAGGAAACGAUGGUAGCAGUGCAAUCCAAUCUAUUGUUAAGAGUUGUGAAGAAAUUCAGUCAAGUCAAGAGCAGGGUGAUGCCGAUAGUAAUACCAAUAGUGAUGAAUCUGACGUUGAGUCUGAUGAUCCAGAUUAUCAACCUGAAGGCGAUUCAAUGAGUUAUUCAGAUGACAAUGACAUUGACAAACCAACAAGAAACGAUCCAAAUGUUGUUGCUGAUGUUUCAGAUCAUGUCAUUGUGGUCCCUAAUGUUACUGAUGUGGAUGUUUCCAGUCAACCUGUUGAUGUUAUUCCUGUUACCGAUGUUAUUGCAGACCCUGUUAGAGAUGGUGUAGCAGUUCCUGAUCAUACUGCUGAUAAUGAACCAACCCGUGGAAGAAAACGAAAACGUCAAUCUAAUUUGUGGAAACACAAUAUUCGUAAGCAGAGUAGGAGUGCUGGAACUGAGUAUGUUUUGAUAAAGGGAAAGUUAGUUUCCGAAAGGAAACCCUAA
Molecule: messenger RNA, 603 nt
Organism: Lottia gigantea (owl limpet)
Lineage: Eukaryota; Metazoa; Mollusca; Gastropoda; Lottiidae
Exons: 2
Coding region: 1-603 (200 amino acids)
Source: RefSeq, a predicted model, not a curated record